Arctia plantaginis is the source of this 2214-nucleotide messenger RNA. Lineage: Eukaryota; Metazoa; Arthropoda; Insecta; Lepidoptera; Erebidae. The record is from the annotation of a GenBank genome assembly.
AUGGGUGAUAUAUCGGAACCGAUAAAAAAAUGCAUACUCAUUUUAAAAUCCGCGAAAACUGACACGGAGAAAUUCGCGGCGUUGUUUAUGGUGACUAAACUCGUCAAGAGCAAGGACUGCAAUUCUCAAGCUAGGAAGGCACUCUUCGAAGCAAUCGGAUUCCAGUUUCUGAAGAAGCUUCUUUCGAACAACUCUGUUGAAGAUGAUUGUCCACCUUCUGUGUACAAGUCAGUUGCCUUAUCAAUACUCACAUGCUUCUGCAAUGAUCCUGAGCUUGCAACACAUCCAGAAAUGCUUGCCAAUAUCCCUGUAUUCCUUGAAAUAGUGCAGAAGUCAGAACAUGAAGAUUACGAUGAUGAUCUUAUUAUCAUUAGUGAAGCCUACACAUGUCUACAGUGCAUCGCUGAGCAUGAGGCCGGACAGAAAGCUCUUAUUGAAGUAGGUGCUAUCACUAAAAUGUCCGAGAUCUAUUCUCAUCAAAGUUUUCAAACUGAUGAAGCUCUUAAUAUCCUUGUCAAGCUAGUAAGCAGAUAUGGCCCAGCAGCUUGGGGUAACGAUCCAAAACCCUUCCAUGCUUUAGUUAAUAAAAUUGCCCUAGAUUUUGCAACUGAUCAGUCAGAAAGAAAGUUUGAACUGGCUACCAUUUUGAGUGCACUUUUGUAUAGCUGCAACAAAGCAACAGUGAUUCCUGGUUCAGCUGAUGAAACAUGGCCACAGAGCAUUUAUAAAGCUCUUCAUGAUAUCCUCACUAGCAAAAUUGGCAAGAACCAGAGGGACCCUGCCCUCAAACUGGCUGCCAACAUUGUUGACCUUCUAGGAAUAGAGUGGACAUUAAAUGAUGAAGAAAAUCCCAAGAAAUUCUUUCUUUUGCUGCAACAGUUAUGUGCCAUUGAAGUUAGAAUGCAAUUAGAAGAUAGGAGUUUUAAACAAGCUUAUGCUAAUGCUGACCUGGUAACUGCUUGCUUUAUUGUACUGGAGCUUUCCAUCAAUUACAUGGCUACAGACCAGCUUGACUUGGAGCAAAAAGAAAAGCAAUCAGUUUACACUGGUCUGAAAGGUGCUUUCAAUGCUGUGGUGUCAAUGCUAACUAAAGUACACAACGAUAAGAACAAAGAUAAAUUGCCUGAUGCAGAGAAAGUUUAUGUUUGUGCUAUGGUGAGAGUUUUAGUUGCCUGGAUUGCUCAAGAAACAACUGCAAUGAGGGAUCAAGUUUAUACUUUACUUCCAUUUAUGUUCUCGCUAGCCAAUGAUUCAUUCCAUGCCUACCGAUCCAGGAAGCUCACCGAAAAGAACAAGUCAGAAGGUGAACCUAUGGAAACAGACACCUCAGUUAUGGGACAAAUUGACCUCUUGCGAUUAAUGUUGCCAGCUCUCUGCCAUUUAGUUGUAGAAGAUAAAGCUAGAGCCAUAGUAUUCAACUUAAAACAAGAAGACAUACUUUAUGAAGCCAUGAGUUUCCACUGGUCAAUUGUUCACUAUAAAAAGCCACCCAUACCAAAAUCUGAAAGAGGAAAGGUUAAGAGCCAACCUGCUCCUGAAUUAGACCCUAAAGUAUUAGAAGAUAUGAAAGACUCUAGGGCAGCUAUGGUCAGUCUAUGCAAUAUUUUCAUGAAUCUCACAGUGCUUGCACCAAAAGUUGUUGAAAAUAGUAUGUUAUUCAACACCUUACUCAAGUUUAUUUUUAAUGACUUACCAGAGUUGAAGGAUAUUCCUGAAAACUUGGUUCUCCAUGGUCAUCUGGCAGUAUUGGGCUUACUAUUACUUAAACAACAGGCGAGUAAAGUCAAGAAGAAUGACUUCUCCAUUUGCAGAUAUAUUCAAUCCACUAUUAGAUUCCUGUGGGAUGCUUACAACAUUGAUGAGUCAAAUGAUCCCAGUGCUCUUGUUGUGUCAAUGGGCUACAAGGAACACUGGAAUGAAAUAGCUGAUCUGUGGUUCCUAGGAAUGCAGACUAUGAGUGGUGUUCUUACUAUAGUGCCAUGGAUUUCAGAGUUUGCAAUUGAGAGUGGCUGGGCACAUGGCAUUGCUGAAAUGCUGACUAAGGUCAAAGUUGGCACACUUCCACCAAAUGUCAAGUCGGCAUUUGAAGAUUUCCUUUGUAGACUAGUAGACUCAAAUGAGAGUGUUAUACCUGUACUUAAGAAAGCUGGUGCUCUAAAAAUGUGCAGAAACCACCGGUUUAUGGACUUAGGCAAGAAGUUGUUUGGUGAUUAA